Messenger RNA from Bipolaris victoriae FI3, 558 nucleotides. RefSeq lists its product as hypothetical. The record is from RefSeq and is a predicted model, not a curated record. NCBI's taxonomy places the organism in Eukaryota, Fungi, Ascomycota, Dothideomycetes, Pleosporales, Pleosporaceae. The coding region runs from base 1 to 558 and encodes 185 amino acids. The transcript is spliced from 3 exons.
AUGGUCUCCAUCCGCAACAUCUUCACUGCCGCUUUGGCUCUCGCUGCUCCCAUCUCUGCGGCUAUCACUCCCGCCCAGACCGUCAGCAACAUCAAGAUGCUCACCUCCAAGAGCCAGGCUCUCCAGGCCCCUGCUCAGUCCAUCACCAUCAUCAACGGACCUCUCAUCGUUAUCGGCCAGGGACCAUUCCCCCAGAUCAUUGCUGGUUUUACCGACAUCAUCAGCACUGUCACUACUUCUAUCGCUCAGAUGCAGGGCUCUGAGCCUGUCAAGGCUGGCCCUGAUUCCGACGCCAUCUUCGACGCAUUCCGUGAGUUUGUCCGCGUCCACCAAGUUCUCCUGAACAUCCUCAUUGGCAAGGCUGGCCUCUUCACCACUGUCCCCUUCAUUGGCCAACCUGUCGCCGCUGUCCUCAGACAGCUUGAGAGUGUUGUCGACACCAUCGCUUUCAUGCUCAUCGACACCGUCCAGUCUCGUUCUGCUGACCUCAUCAAGGAGGCCAACAACCUCGGCGCCACCCUCGACGUCUGCAUCAACUCUUACCAGGGUCUUGCCUAA